GUCGAAAGCGAGUCGUGCGUGCUGCCGAUUGUGUGUGCGUGUCGAUUAUAUUUUUAUUUACUUCAAUGAUAUUAUUUUUGUAAAACCCUAUAAAAGAUAUACCAUAUAUAAGAUGUACAAACGAUAGCGAUACUAUUUUUAUACUAUACGAAAAACGAACAGUACAAAUAGAACAAAGUACAAAUAAAAACCAUUCCAAUCUCAGCGAACACAUUCAGGACACACUCAGUACCACUCUUCAGAGCCAUGACAAUAAAGCCAAAGAAGAUAUUCCAAUAAACAUCAUCAGUACCCAACCCUUCAAGAAAACGCACAAUGACAGACAGUUAGCGAACCAAAAAUAAUGGUAGUACCAUGAGCGAGACCUUGAGCCAGGACCCGGACGGUCUGGGAGCGGCCUACACCACGCUGGCACCGUCGUACCCGCCUACCCCGGCUACACCCAGCUCCACGGUACAGGAUGUACCACCGGGAGCCAAUCUACCUCCGUUUUCAACGUUUAACGCCGACAUGGACUCGAACGGUACCUUUACUUCGGUUUCCGACCGGUUGUUUAGUGAUACAAGACUUUUGGACAUUUCCAAUUGGGACUACUAUACGGAAACUCGGUUGGUUGAUCGCGGCGAGAACGGGUUGAGUAUUAUAACGUCUCAACCACAGUACCGGCCGUGGGAGUCGAAACCAAUCGAUUCCGGAUCGUUUUCGAACUCGAGUGAAGCGUUUCCGACGCCUCAGAACGGUGCCUCAAAACUACCUUCGUUCCAAAGCCAGUUUCAGUCAUUUAAUGAACAAGUUACCGGGGGUGAGACCACCACACUCACUACACUCACAAACUUGACUCCAGUCUCACCAAACUCAUCUUCUAGUCCUCAAAACCAGUCAUUAACCACUUUAAAUUCAAGUUUUCAUACAUUAAGUGCUGUAAAUCCUCGUAGUUACCCUCUGGUCCCUGCUCCGAUUCAAGCCAGGGAGAUUCCAUCAAUCCAACAACAGUUCCUGGACGAACGACACAUACAGUUAUACUCACACCCCACUGCUAACCUUACACUGAACAACACCAUACAUUCCGCGAGUAUUUUUCCAGCUCAGAACGGAGCUAUCAUCCAGAACAGCCAAAUAAUCUCAUCCCCCACUGUAGUGACAGUUUUAAAAUCCGAUCCGGACAUGAAGUUAACUUCCUUACACAAUACGGAUGCUGGGAUUAAAAUCCAGAACGUAGCCAUCCAUCCUGCGCAAUUCCAGAACCCGAUGCCUCCAAUGGGCUCGGAUAACGGUAUCUACAAUGGUCUGGAUAAGAAAAUUAACGGUUUAACCGAUACAAUGACCUCGCCGACUCGGAACGACUUUAGAAAGAAAGAAAGACGGAAAAUCCGGGCUUCCAGCUUGGAAAGUUCAGCUGAGAGUGACGGGGCGUCCAGUAAUAUGGAUCUGGGGUCCGAGAAUUCUGGACAGGUUGCUGCUGUGUCAAGUACGGAUGGGUUCAAGACGCAGCACGGGAUGGCUGUUAUGGAGCACGAUAUGAGUGGUGGAGUUCUGGAUAAGCAGGUGAAGAAAAAAAGGAAGAGGUGUGGGGAAUGUAUCGGGUGCCAGAGGAAGGACAACUGUGGUGAUUGUGCUCCGUGCAGGAACGAUAAAAGUCAUCAGAUUUGUAAGCAGAGGAGAUGCGAGAAGCUUACGGAGAAGAAGAAUCUGUAUGGCGAGCCAUACAUGCGGGGCGAGUCGAGGCGAGGUCGUGGAAAAGGCCGAGGUGGAUCGAGUUAUAGAGGAAGGAAACCAAACGGUCCUAUAACGCCUCUUGGAGUGCCCGUUGCAGGUAUUCCUCCAUCUCACGACUCCAACGGGAGUUCCGUAGCAACUCCUCAACAGCCCAACUCUCGACCCAGCCCUCAACCGGCUGUAGCACAACCCUUGACAGUGCAACAACAACCAAUGACCCCAAUGCCGUUCUACGCUGACCCCAACCGUUUUCCCACACCUGUAUGGCAAGCAGACCCAUCGCAAGUAUCAGGAUGGCAAGGACAGUUCAUUCAGCAGAUCCCUUCAGCUGGACAACCUAUUGAUACUUACCAACAGUACCCGAACGGAAUCUACCAAACCACGUACCAACAGCCUGCUUUCGAAGCGAACACUUUCUACACUGGCGCCGUCCAAGUGUUGACACCUGCCAACGCCAGACCACCCAGUGUACCGACUCAGCAAGCUCAAAUGAUAUCUAGACCAAACCCCGACUAUGCUCACACACCUAGUCCCAGUCCGGCAGCUCAGCAACAAAAUCAGCAACAAACUCAGCAACAGGCCAACACUAACAGACAGUACCAGGAAUACAAUCAGUUUGCUUCGAACAAUUCUGGAAACGAAGGAUCUCAAUCAAGACCCAGCUCUGUUAACAGUGUGGUGAAUCAGAAUCCACCAACUCCCAAUCAGAAUUUCAAUCAGGGACAGCAACAGCAGAAUCAGCAGCAACAGCAAAACCAACAGCAACAGACGGUGUAUACGACUGUCAGUGCAGCUAAUUUCAGUCCUAGUUCCAAUCAGCAACAGCAACAGACUCAGUACGUUAACGCGAGUUCGGGAAACGGUCAGCCUGGGUAUCCACAGGUGAACGCCAGCAGUCCGCAGGUGGGUUCACACAACUCUAGUGGCUACCCAGGCACAGAGCAGUACAGCGGACAGCACAAUCCCCAACAGCAAUGGCAAGAACACCAACAAGCCAUGUGGGAACGUCAGCAACACCAGCAAAUGCAAGACAACACCAAAAUGGAACAAACCUACCAACAAUCCGAUCAGUACAUGCCACAACAGCACCAAACAACCUCAGAUAACACUUCUCCCAAUAAAAUUCAGAGUGACAACUCGCAAAAGACUUUUUCCCAAGCGGAUAAGGUGAACCUGAACACACGGAUCAAAACGAUGAUCCUGAACAAGCAACAGAACGACGCCAAGAUGGAACAGGACAUGAAACCAGUAGAACAGGGAAACUCUACCGGUCAUUUUUUAUGGUAUAGCCACCAUCAUCGCUUAGAUCCGCUAAGUGUUGAUGGUGGCCCCCGAAAACACUCUCUUCCCAACUCAGACAAAGCUUACCCGUAUGAAAAUACUCAGAAUCUUGCUCAGAAUAACUUUAAAUCGGAACAAAACAAUUUAAGACUAGGCUACAACGAUUUUUCUGGUAAACCAAAAGAGGAAACCCAAAAUGGUACUAAAACUGAGUUGAAAAUUGAGCAAGGCACUAAUAGUGAUAAAACUCUUUCAAAUGUCAGUAUUAACAAUGCACAAAACAAGUAUCCAGAACCAAAUUUAUGGAAUUACGGGACUAAAAACAUAUCAAACCAUAGAGCAAAUUCUACUGAACCUAAGCCAGAAAUACCUCCUCAACCUUCUUUCACUAGUUUAGAACAAAACUCUCAGGCAGUACUUUAUAACAAAAGCACAUACCAACAGCAUUCAGAAACCUCAUUUGCAUCACCAGAACCUACUAGAACUUGGCUGAAUGAAAAAAGAAAAGAAAAAUCAUCUCCUCCUUCGAUGAAUCUAUAUUCCCCUGAUAGUACCAGGAUAAAUGAGAAGACUUCUCCUCCCAAAGUUGGUGAGGAGAUUCCGAGAUGUCAGUGUUUUCCUCCGGAUCAGAGUCCCCCAGAACCGGGGACUUAUUAUACGCAUUUAGGCUGUGCUAGUAACCUUAGAACACUAAGACAUAACCUGGAAUGUCAGACGGGGUUGAGUGGACCAGCUAUUAGGAUUGAGAAGGUGAGGUACACUGGGAAGGAGGGCAAAACCGCUCAAGGGUGUCCAAUUGCCAAAUGGGUCCAUCGCAGAGUAAGUUUAGAAGAAAAAUAUCUAGUCAUAGUUAAGCACCGAAAUGGCCACUCCUGUCAAUCAGCUUUCAUCGUCAUCUGCAUGGUAGUGUGGGACGGCAUCACUCAAGACCACGCCUCUGACCUCUACUCCCUCCUAACAGACAAACUCAACAAGUUUGGAGUUCCAACCAAACGUCGAUGCGCAACGAACGAUCCAAGAACCUGCGCAUGCCAGGGAAUCAACGAAGACACGUGUGGAGCCAGCUUUUCUUUUGGAUGCUCUUGGAGCAUGUACUAUAAUGGAUGCAAGUUCACCAGAUCCAAAGAAGUCAGGAAGUUCAGGCUGAGUGUCAAAGAAGAAGAACGUCUUGUUGAAGAUAGACUUCAGAAUCUGGUGGAUCAUAUUAAUCCACUGUACAAGACCCUGGCACCAAGAUCUUUCAGAAAUCAGAUCGGUUUUGAAGAAGUUGCCUCAGACUGUAGGCUGGGUACUAAACCAGAAAGACCGUUUUCCGGGGUGACAGCUUGCGUGGAUUUCUGUGCUCACGCUCACAAAGAUAUCCAUAACAUGAACAACGGAUGUACUGUGGUGGUGAGUUUGACCAAGCACAGGGGUUUGAGUAAAGCUCAAGAAGAACAGUAUCACGUGCUUCCUCUUUACGUGCCUGACGGUACUGACGAGUUUGGUUCCAAGGAGAAUCAGGAUGCUAAGGUUCAGAGUGGUCAGUUGGAGGUCCUUAAGAAGUACGAAUGUGAGGUGAGAACCUUCUCAGAACCGGCUGCCAAAUGUCGAAACCGCAAAAGCAAAAAAGAAGAAGGCCAAAGAAAGAAGAAAUCUACCAAUUCUCAACCAUCAUCUCCAUCGGUCUCUUCAACAACUCUUCAGCAACAAUACCCAGCGAAACCUUGCCCGAGUCACUACAGUAACCCACCGGAAAUACAGAACGGUCAAGUAUCAAGUACUGUGCUUGAUUCACCUAACAGGCCUCCUAAUACUUGGAGGUAUGAUAACUUUCCUGGUAAUAGCAGUUAUGAGAAUACUUUAAACGCUAGUAACUUCCAUAAUCCUCACAACUUACCUCAAUUUUCAAUUUUUAAGACUUCAUACGCGUAUAACUAUACGGGAUUCAAUGAUCAUUACUCCCAUAACAGUCCUUACAAUGCUUUUGCCCAUCAUUACAAUCCUUACGCUUACAGUAACCAUCCCACACCACAUUUACUGUCUCAUUACGCUUCCCAUCAGUUCCCAUACAGAAGCAACAACCCUUUUGAUGAUUUCUAUACAAACAACAUGAUACCUCCUCCUCCACAUCCACAUCCACAUCCUGUAGUCCCUCAAGUUUUUGAACAACCCAAACCAUCCAAAUCUGUGGAUAUUAAAUUUACAGACAAUUCAGAAUGUUUCAAAGACCCUGAAAUAGGUGGAGUUGCAAUCGCAUUGUCUCAUGGUAGUGUUCUUUUUGAAUGUGCCAAACACGAACUCCAUGCAACCACAGCUCUUAGGAGGCCUAACAGGCAAAAUCCUACUAGAAUAUCUUUGGUUUUUUACCAGCAUAGGAAUUUAAAUAAGGCUCAGCAUGGUUUGGAUGAGUAUACGAUGAAACAGAAAAAUAAACUGGAUGAUUCUUCGUCUCAGUCUGAGUUCGAUGGUAGUUUUGAGGGUAAUAAGUCUUCUGAGACCUCUGAGGGGGUUAUGGUUAGGACUGCUACGGCGCCUACGAUUUCUUUGACCACGAUGUUUCCUAUGUACCCCUGUAUGGUUACGGGUCCCUAUCAGGAACAUUUACCGAUGAUAAAUAAAUGACAUUGUUAUAAGAGUUGUUGAUAUUAAUUAUUUCCGACAUUGUCAAUGGCUGUAUAGGUUUCAGAAAGAGAAUUAUAAACAUAGGAAGCGUAGAUUUCUUAAAGACCAUGUAUAUGUUUUAUUAAAACACAAAUAUUUUCGAUGAUUUUGAAUUGAGAAAUUGACCUCGAGAAAAUUAUCAUGGAUUGUCAUUCCCCAGCCGUCUCUGACGCCGUUUUUUUUUCGCUUGAUUCUUGGGGAAUUCAUCUGACCAUAUUGCCAUUUUUAAACGAUCCCUUCUUAUAUCAUAUACAGGGAUAUAAAGGAAGUAAGGAAUUUACAAUGUUUUUGAGACACUCUGUGGAGUGAGCAAGUGACAAUUAAAAAUAUUUGGGAACUUCACUUACUUGCGUGUAAUCUACAUUUUUUUUCUUUGAAAUCCUGUAUAUUUUUUAAUAAUUAAGAUAUCAUAGUGAAUAAAAAAAACAAAAUGUUCGGUAAAAGUCAGGCUACAAUUUUAUGUAAAAUAUUAUUUUAAAUCUUAUGUUGCUCACUAUAUAGAGUGUCUCAUAAAACAUUGAAAAUUCCUUACUUCUUGUCCAUCUCUGAGAAACUAAAAAAAAAUGUUGUUUAUAAUACCUACGCUUCUUGUUUUUUGUGUUCUUUUUCUGAUAUUUAGUUAUAUUAGCUUUUUGUGGUUAUAUUUUUAUCUAUCAGACAUUUACCUAAAAAGACAUACCUAAAGAAUUUGAAUUGUGGAAAAUUAAAUAAUUUUUCCGAGUUCUUAAUGGAAAUCUUUUGAGCCUAAAUUUAGUAAGAAAAUCAAUGCAAAAUAUUUUUUUUAAAUGAAUAAAUAAAUUUACAGUUUACCCAGCUGAUAUUUUGUGUAUUUGAAUAUAAAAAAAGUAAGUUUUCGUGUACUUUGAAAGAGUAUAUAUUAUUUUUAUCAAAACACUUUAUUUUCGACAAAAAAUCUACCCCAAUACUGUCUCUAAUCCUUAAAAUCCAUCAAAAAUAAACUAAAUUAGUGCCUCUGUGAUCUCAGAUUAAAAAAAAAUGAAUAUAAGAAAAAUAUAAAUCACUGAAAUAAAGUACAAAGUCAUAAUAUUUAAAGUUAUAACGAGUUAAUUUCUAAUCAUCGUCGCUCUUUAUAUGCCUCUGUAUAUUUUUAAUAAUUUUAUACCAAAGUUGAUUUUAUAUUACCAGAAAAUAGUAUUAAAUCGUUUUAUUUUACGUAAUUUUUUUCCGUGUACAUAUAAUAAGUAUUUUUAGUUAAUUUUACAAGACUACUUUAUUUUUGCUAUAUGGGAGAAUUAAUAAAAAAAAACGUCGUCAUAGUGACCUUUGAAAUUUUCGAAAGUUACCAUGACGGUGUUUUUUUUUCAUAGUUUGCCUUGCCGUCGUAGCGCCAUUUAUAUAUUUUUACGAAGCAGUGGCGUACAUUAAUUUAUUCGAAUUUUCAAUAUAAAUUAUGUUUAGGAGACUAAAGGAAGCUGUAGAAUUGUAAAAAACGAUAAUCGUUCUUCUGAUUAAUGAAAAAAAGAUGAAAAUAAUGGCCAUAAUAAUGUUGUUUGUAAAUUUAAAGCGAUAAUAUACCUUUUAGAGUUUUUAAAGUAUAUUUUUACUAAAAAAAGAAGAUAAUAUUAAUAAGAAUAAGAAAAAGAGUAUAAUAUAAAGUUUUUUUCGUCGAUUUUGAACGAAAACUAUUAUAUGUAUAGGAUUAGUAACUCGUUUUUUGGAAUAAGGAAUAAUAUAUAUGUUUAUAAUUAUUAUAAAAAAAAUGAUGCCAAAUUUCUAAUAUUAAGAACAUAUUAUUUGUGUUUGAAAAAUAGUAUUAUGCCAAUUUUAUAUAAUUCUCGAUACUUACACAGGGUGUUUCAGGUAACUGGUUAAUAUCAAGUUUUUUAGGACGUAAUAUUUAAAUACAAAAUGAAAAUUUCUUAUAUACAAAGUAUUUUUAUAUUUUAUUCAUUUAGACUACAAAAAUUACAAAAUAUACAGUGUGUUCUACUUAAAAUAAACAAUUUGGCAGCCCUUCCAAAGCUGAGUAAAAUAUAUUUGAAAGAAAAAAACACCUAGUCAUAUAACUUGAAUUUCAAAAAUUCAAAUAAAUUAAACCCAAAAAACUUUAACAAAGCAGUUUCCUGAAAUACCUUGUAUAUAUACUUGACAAAAACAGAAUUUUCGAAAAAAACAAUAAGAAAAUAUCUGACAGACUUAAUAAAUAAAAUUAUACAGUGACAGAGUCUUCCAACUAUUUUACGUAUUUUUUAAUAAAAUCUUACUAAUAUACAAAGAAAUACAUUCUGUUUUUGAUCAAGUAUAUUCUUUAUUGUUUACUACAAAAAUACAUUUUGAUUUAAUAAAAACAACGUCAUAGUAAGCGUAGAGUUUUUAAAACGAUUUAUUGGGACGGUGUAUUUAUUUAAUCUUACCGUAUUUAUUAUACAGGGUGGCCCAUCGAAAACGUUCCGCAAGGUAUAACGGCCAGGGUAUUUUUUUUUCAAAAAA
This is a messenger RNA of Sitophilus oryzae (rice weevil), 8091 nucleotides long. Its product is annotated as DNA N6-methyl adenine demethylase-like. Gene Ontology annotation, molecular function: DNA 5-methylcytosine dioxygenase activity; zinc ion binding; DNA binding. NCBI's taxonomy places the organism in Eukaryota, Metazoa, Arthropoda, Insecta, Coleoptera, Curculionidae. Gene Ontology annotation, cellular component: nucleus. The record is from RefSeq and is a predicted model, not a curated record. The transcript is spliced from 11 exons. Bases 355 to 5601 code for a protein of 1748 amino acids. Gene Ontology annotation, biological process: positive regulation of transcription by RNA polymerase II; oxidative demethylation.